AUGUAAGAUUGUUGGGACGAUCAAAAUUACCUCAACUUCCUCUAGUUAGAGAAGGAAGUAGGAUUAAUUGAUGACAAUUCUACAUCGUUACUUCAAUUGAAUCAUGAAAAUCUUUCUCGAACAAUUAUCAUGGACUUAGAAGGUUGUCCACUAAAUCGCCAAGCCAAGAAGAUAAAGAAGAGGAAGCGAGUGGUCUUCCAUUACAAGAAGAGAAGAAAUACUAAAUUGACAGGGAUCAAUAACAACAACACAUUCACCGUUGAGGAGGACAAAAAAAUCCUAUCUCUCGUGCUCGAGCAUGGUCCAAAGUUUGGCAAUAUAAUGAAAAACUUCAAUGAUAGGAACCAAAACGCCAUAAAGAAUAGAUACUAUAAAUACCUUAGAUUCAGAUGGGAUUCAAUAUUGGGGAGGUAUAUCCUUGUUUUUAGUGAUUAUUUAGUGACUACAGAAGACUGAAUUGCAAGCAAGACAGUAAGAAAGUGGAAUGUAGUGAUCUAACUUAAAUCAUAGAUGAAAUGACGAUCUUUCCAGAAUUCAAAGUAUUAUUGUCCCAGUUAGUGUACAGAGUCCACUCCUAUUUUAAUUGA
Molecule: messenger RNA, 587 nt
Organism: Paramecium octaurelia
Lineage: Eukaryota; Ciliophora; Oligohymenophorea; Peniculida; Parameciidae
Source: the annotation of a GenBank genome assembly